AUGAAAGGACAAGUAGAGGUAGCAGGUCUCGAUAAGUCGUUUGGUACGACGGUUUCAGAGGAUUCGGCCGCCGGGGGGUCGUGUUCGCCGAAACCGGUUCAAGCAGUGCAAGCGAAACAGGCAGCCGCAGCGCCGGCAGCAUCAGCUCCAUCAACUGGAGCGUCAGACCUGAACGAGCAGAUCACCAAGCAAGGUGACUUGGUCAGACAAUUGAAAUCCGCCAAAGCUGAGAAGGCAAAGAUUGACGAGGCUGUAAAGAGUUUAUUGGAGCUAAAAUCUAAAUAUAAGGCCGCUACUGGACAGGAUUGGAAGCCAGGUGCAGCGCCGGCUCCUACAGCAGUAUCAACUCCUUCAGGUGACGCAAUUUUAGACCAAGACAUCACCAAGCAAGGUGAUUUAGUUCGCCAGUUGAAAGCAGCCAAGGCUGAGAAAUCAAAGAUUGAUGAAGCAGUGAAAACUUUAUUAGAACUGAAGGCCAAAUAUAAGGCAGCAACAGGAAAGGAUUGGAAACCCACUUCGUCUUCAUCGGCGGCUGCUCCUGCUCCUUCAUCACAACCGUCUGCUGACUCGUCUACCCUGAACCAAGACAUCACGAAGCAAGGUGAUCUCGUCCGUCAGCUCAAGGCUGCCAAAGCUGAUAAGGCUAAAGUAGAUGAAGCUGUGAAGACUCUGUUGGAGCUCAAGGCUAAAUACAAAGCGGCUACUGGACAGGAUUGGAAACCAGCCCCUACCCCCGCUAAGCAAUCUUCGCCUUCACCGCAGAAGCCGACGAAGCAAUCUUCGCCUUCACCACAGAAACCGACGAAGCAAUCUGACGAGAGCCAACUGGUCAAACUCCUGAAGCAAAUAGCGGUACAAGGCGAUAAAGUUAGACGGAUCAAGGCGGAGAAGGCAGAGAAAUCCGUUGUUGAUGUUGAGGUAAAGAACCUUCUGAAUCUGAAGGCACAAUAUAAGGCAAUAGCUGGUACAGACUGGACACCCAACGCCGUUCCUCCUAAAGUCCAGGACCCGGAGCCAGCCAACAUGAACGGUGACGGGGACAAGGUGUCCGCCCUCGGCGCUACCAUCACCAAGCAGGGCGACUUGGUUAGAGAGCUGAAGACCAAAAAGGCCGAUAAGGCCACAAUAGAUGCAGAAGUAAAGAAGCUACUGGAAUUGAAAGCACAAUACCGUACCGAAACUGGUACUGACUUUGCGCCGCCUGUCCAACCGCGUACACCCAAGGACAAAGAGAAGAAAGAAAAGCCUAAAGAAGCCAAGAAAGAAGUGAAGAAGGAGAAGAAAGAGCCUUCACCGAAACCAGCUAAAGAAGAGUCUUCGUCAGGUGUGAAGAAGGUGACUCGGUUAGGGCUGGAAGCGAGCAAGGAAGUCGACCUGUCGGAGUGGUACACACAAGUCAUUACCAAAUCUGAAAUGAUAGAUUACUACGACAUAUCAGGGUGCUACAUCCUCCGUCCGUGGUCGUACAGCAUCUGGGAUAGGAUACGCAAUUUCCUAACUGCUGAAUUCCGCAAGCUGGGCGUCAAAGAUGGAUAUUUCCCUAUCUUCGUAUCGAAGGCGGCGCUAGAGCGGGAGAAAGCGCACAUCGCGGAUUUCGCGCCGGAGGUGGCGUGGGUCACGCACUCGGGCAGCAGCGAGCUGGCCGAGCACAUCGCCGUGCGGCCCACGUCCGAGACCGUCAUGUACCCCGCCUACGCGCGCUGGAUCCAGAGCCACCGCGACCUGCCCUUCAAGCUCAACCAGUGGAACAAUGUCGUCAGGUGGGAGUUUAAGCAACCGCAACCAUUUUUACGUACCCGGGAGUUCCUGUGGCAAGAGGGACACACCGCGUUUAGAUCAAAAGAGGAAGCUGCAGAGGAGGUCCUGCAAAUUUUGGACUUGUACGCGCGGGUAUACGAGGAGCUGAUGGCUGUGCCAGUAGUAAAAGGGCGUAAGACUGAGAAGGAAAAAUUCGCGGGUAGCGACUAUACCACCACGGUCGAAGGUUAUAUACCUGCCAGCGGUAGGGGAAUACAGGGGGCGACAAGCCACCACCUCGGACAAAACUUCUCAAAAAUGUUCGAGAUUGUGUACGACGACCCCGACACACAAGAGAAGAACUUUGUCUAUCAGAAUUCUUGGGGUCUCACCACCAGAACCAUUGGUGUAAUGGUGUUAGUCCACGGAGACGAUAAAGGUCUAGUACUACCUCCCCGACUCGCCGAAAUACAAGCGAUAGUGGUCCCUUGCGGUAUCACUGCAUCAAGUUCCGCAGAAGAACGCAAGAGUCUCAUAGAGUCAUGCAAGGCCCUCGUUAAUGAUCUAAUAGACGCUGGCAUCAGAUCAGAGGGAGAUUACAGGGAUAACUACUCGCCUGGUUGGAAGUUUAACCAUUGGGAGUUAAAGGGAGUGCCGAUCCGUGUGGAGCUAGGGCCCAAAGAUAUCGCUAAAGGCGAGGUCGUGGCUGUUCGUCGUCUGACUGGCGAAAAGCUGACUCUGAAGCGAGCUGACGCUGGCAAGCAACUGGUCGAUCUACUGGAGAAGACUCAUGAUGAAAUGUUUGCUAAAGCUUUGAAAGAGCGGAACGAAAGGACAACAGUUGUAGAUAAGUGGGCAGACUUUACUAGCGCCCUGGACCGUAAACACGUACUAAUGGCGCCCUUCUGUGGAGAGAUAUCCUGCGAAGAUAACAUCAAGAACGAUAGCGCUAAAACUGAUGACGAUCAAACCACUGAUGCCAAAGCUCCAGCAAUGGGUGCCAAGUCUCUUUGCAUACCCUUCGAGCCGCCGCGACAGCUCACCUCCAACGACAAGUGCAUUCACCCCACUUGCUCCAAUAAGCCCAAGUUCAUUACCAUGUUCGGCCGAAGUUAUUAA
This is a messenger RNA of Arctia plantaginis, 2856 nucleotides long. NCBI's taxonomy places the organism in Eukaryota, Metazoa, Arthropoda, Insecta, Lepidoptera, Erebidae. The record is from the annotation of a GenBank genome assembly.